Mugil cephalus (flathead mullet) is the source of this 1000-nucleotide messenger RNA. Its product is annotated as carcinoembryonic antigen-related cell adhesion molecule 20-like. The record is from RefSeq and is a predicted model, not a curated record. Lineage: Eukaryota; Metazoa; Chordata; Actinopteri; Mugiliformes; Mugilidae. The coding region runs from base 443 to 940 and encodes 165 amino acids. The transcript is spliced from 5 exons.
GGAACAUCUGUCCAGAGGCUGCUGGUUCUGGGCUCUCUGCUGUGCUGCACAACAAAUCAAGCUCGUCUGACUGUGAGUCCCAGCAGCUCUCAGUUCUUUAAAGGAGACUUUGUGUCUCUGAGCUGUGAGGAGGACGACAGCUCUGCUGGAUGGACUCUGAGGAGAAACACCACCAAACGACAGAGGACUCAGUGUGGAGCUGACUGGGGAAAAGCAGCUGGUUCUUCCUGUGACAUCAGUGGUAUAUUCCCGUUGGACAGUGGAGUUUACUGGUGUGAGUCCAGAGAGGGAGCAACCAGUAACAGCAUCAACCUCACUGUCUCUGGUAAGCUCAGACUGUGGAGUUAGUAUUGAUGAAGCUGUGUGGAAAUGGAUGAAAUGCUGUAGUUUGUCUCUGUGUUGAGGUGGACCAGUGAUCCUGCAGAGUCCUGUCCUCCCUGUGAUGGAGGGAGAUGGCGUCACUCUGCUCUGUAAAACAAAGACCACUCCCUCCAUCCUCUCAGCUACUUUCUAUAAAGAUGGCUCCUUGAUGAGGCCUGACCCUACAGAUCACAUGACCAUCCACCAUGUUACCAGGUCUGAUGAAGGCCUCUACAGGUGUAACAUCAUCAGUCAUGGAGAGUCUCUAUCCAGCUGGAUCACUGUCACAGAGAAACCUACAACCACAGCUCCACCCACAUCUACGUCCCCAUCUCCCAUCACUACUGAGGCCACGCGCCCUAAAUCAUCCUCCCUCCACCUUGUCCUCAGACUGGUCUGCCACCUGGUGGUGUUCUGUCCAUACUUCAUCUCCACUCUCCUCAUGGUGUCUUUAUGUAGACACAGACCAACAGGAAAAGACCUUCCUGUCUCCAAGAUGAUGAUCUCACCCCACGCUGAGCAGGGAUUGAUUGAUGACUACGAUGAUGUUGAUGAUGUCACCACAGAGCAUCACUUCUGAAGUGAACAGGUCUCUGGUCUGAUCUUGAAGUCAGAAACCAGCAUCAUCUCUUCCUGAUUG